Chiroxiphia lanceolata (lance-tailed manakin) is the source of this 1253-nucleotide messenger RNA. It is a transcript of the gene TMOD4, whose product is annotated as tropomodulin 4. The record is from RefSeq and is a predicted model, not a curated record. Bases 109 to 1152 code for a protein of 347 amino acids. The transcript is spliced from 10 exons. Gene Ontology annotation, cellular component: striated muscle thin filament; myofibril. Gene Ontology annotation, biological process: muscle contraction; pointed-end actin filament capping; myofibril assembly. Gene Ontology annotation, molecular function: tropomyosin binding. Lineage: Eukaryota; Metazoa; Chordata; Aves; Passeriformes; Pipridae.
GCCCCUCCCCGGCGCAGAAUAAAUCGCUGAUCUCAUGCCCUGCGCGGCCGGAGCCCUUUGGCUCAGCCCCGGGACUCGCUCCAGGCAGGAUCCGGACCCCCUCCAGCCAUGACAUCGUACCGGGAGGAGCUGGAGAAGUACCGGGACAUCGAUGAGGACAAAAUCCUGCAGGAAUUGUCCCCUGAGGAACUGGCCCAGCUGGACAUGGAGCUGAUGGAGAUGGACCCCGAGAACGUGAUGCUGCCGGCGGGGCUCCGGCAGCGGGACCAGACCCAGAAGAGCCCCACGGGCCCCCUGGAUCGGGAAGCGCUGCUGCAGCACCUGGAAAAGCAGGCGCUGGAAGCCGAGGAGCGCCAGGACCUGGUGCCCUUCACCGGCGAGAAGAAAGGGAAGCCGUUCGUGCCCAAGAACCCGACGCGGGAGAUCCCGCGGGAGGAGCAGAUCACGCUGGAGCCGGAGCUGGAGGAGGCCUUGGCCAACGCCACCGAGGCCGAGAUGUGCGACAUCGCCGCCAUCCUGGGCAUGUACACCCUGAUGAGCAACAAGCAGUACUACGAUGCCAUCUGCAGCGGGAACAUCUCCAACACCGAGGGCAUCAACAGUGUGGUCAAACCUGACUCGUACAAGCCGGUGCCGGACGAGCCCCCGAACCCCACAAACGUGGAGGAGACGCUGCAGCGGAUCCGGGACAACGACCCGGCCCUGGAGGACGUCAACCUCAACAACAUCAAGGACAUUCCCAUCCCCACGCUCAAGGCCAUCUGCGAGGCCAUGAAAACCAACACCCACGUCAAGAGGCUCAGCCUGGUGGCCACCAGGAGCAACGACCCCGUGGCCCACGCGGUGGCCGAGAUGCUGAUGGAGAACAAGACCCUGCAGAGCCUCAACCUCGAGUCCAACUUCAUCACGAGCGCGGGGAUGAGGAGCAUCAUCCAGGCCGUGCCCCACAGCCCCGCCCUGGCCGAGCUCCGUGUGGACAACCAGUGCCAGCGCCUGGGGGACACGGCGGAGAUGGAGAUGGCGGCGAUGCUGGAGCGCUGCCCCUCCGUGCUGCGCUUCGGGUACCACUUCACCCAGCAGGGCCCCCGCGCCCGCGCCGCCAGCGCCAUCACCAGGAACAACGAGCUCCGCCGGAAGCAGAAGAAAACCUAAACCAACCCUUCAGGAACGAGAGACCUCUGGGAAUGUUGGAAAUAAAGCUGGAAAGACACGGAUUUGAGACCCCCUUUGGGGCAGGAUUGUGCCACAUGGGA